AUGUCCGCAGCACAUCAUCUCUCACAGAAGGCCGACGGCUUCGACAUCACGCUAAUCGACGCGGUUGACUAUUGCGGCGGCCAAGCAUUUGCUGUGCCGCUGGACAAAUCCCGGCACGGCGCAAGCUGGUUCAACCAAGGCGUGCAAGGGGGCAGCUACAUCUUCCACCACACGCUGACUAUGUUCGCGCAGCAAGGCUACCACGCCGACCCGGUCAAUCUGCAAGUGUCUUUCGGCAAGGACGAGACCUUCUGGACCAAUGUCUUCCCCACGGAUUUGCUGGCGCGGCAUCAGAAGGAAGUCAAGCGAUUCAACUCCGCCAUCAAGUUCAUGCGCUGGUUCGAGAUCUUCUUCGCCCUGAUGCCCAUGCGUGUCUUCUUCAAGCUGUGGAUGUUCUCGGAGGAAUUUACCAACACGAUCGCCUUGCCCAUGACGGCUUUGUUUCUCGGCACUGGCAACGAGACCCCCAAUGUCCCGGCAAUCAUGCUCGAGCGGCUCUGUACCAGUCCUACGUAUGGCAUGUGGUACCCGCUGGACCGGGUCAGCAUUGCGAGCAACCAGCCUCCCAUGGUGGUGUUUCCCAAUUUCAGCGAGUUCUACGAAUCGUGGCGCAAAGACCUCGUGUCCCGUGGCGUGAAAGUUCGACUGUCCACGGAGCUCGUGGCUGUGUUGCAUCGCGACAAAUCGGGGGUCAUCGUGUCCCUGAAGAGCCGCACCCCUGCCCCCGAUGGACACAAUCCGAUCGACGGCGACUCGGACGCGCCCACCUAUGAAGAACGCUACGACGAGCUCGUGCUCUGCUGUUUGGCCGACACUGCGAAGCGAGUUCUGUCAAAGACUUCCACCUGGCGCGAGCGGCGUGUCUUGGGCAGCGCCAAGUUCUCCGACGAUAUCACCAUCACGCACACCGACGCCGACUACAUGAAGAAACACUACCAAAACUUCUACGACGACCAGCUGGCAGUCAAGUCGCUGUCUGGAGUCGACCAGUCAUCGCGCUGCGAGUGGGCCAAGUCCAACUUCCGCCCAAUGUACUACAUCAAGAUGUACGGCGAAGACAAGUCCAAGCUGGAAAUGUGCUUCGAUGCGACCAACUACCAGGCACAGUUCCCGGACAAGGUGCCGUUCGAAGACCACGUUUUCCAGACAAUCUAUCUGAACAAGGACCGCGACGGCCACCUGUGGACGGACCACGAGAUCGACGACACCAAGGUCAUCCGCAAGGACUGGUGGCAUCAGCUGUGCCACAGCUACACCCAUUACCUGUUCGUCGUGCCUUGGAUGAUGUUCUUGCAGGGUAAGCGCUGCGUGCGCUACGCCGCCGCUUGGAAUUUGGUCAACGCCCACGAAGUCGCCAUCAUCUCGGGCAUUGCUGCCGCUGUUGAUCUCGGCGCGGAGUACCCGGAGGACCUGGAGAACGACAAGUUCGCCUUUCUUUCAUUCCGCCUGUAUUAUUUGUUGAACUAUGGCAAGUGGUAUCGGCGCAAACAUACUGUCAAGGCAGUCAGCAAGGAUGGAGAAAGUGACAAGGCAACAGCAGGCAAAUCCUGGGCAAGCGGGCUAUAUGGAAGUGUCUAUCGAGGACCAGGGGUAGCCAAGCAGGAGCGCACGACGUGGAAGGAAGAAAUGAAGAUUGGAAGAAGUACGGAUAACCUUGCCGGGAAUCCUGAAGGGAGAAGUCAACCUUGA
Capronia coronata CBS 617.96 is the source of this 1689-nucleotide messenger RNA. RefSeq lists its product as uncharacterized. Lineage: Eukaryota; Fungi; Ascomycota; Eurotiomycetes; Chaetothyriales; Herpotrichiellaceae. The transcript has a single exon. The record is from RefSeq and is a predicted model, not a curated record. Gene Ontology annotation, molecular function: oxidoreductase activity. The coding region runs from base 1 to 1689 and encodes 562 amino acids.